Messenger RNA from Cicer arietinum (chickpea), 2238 nucleotides. RefSeq names its product rhamnogalacturonan I rhamnosyltransferase 1. Gene Ontology annotation, cellular component: cytoplasm. The record is from RefSeq and is a predicted model, not a curated record. Lineage: Eukaryota; Viridiplantae; Streptophyta; Magnoliopsida; Fabales; Fabaceae.
CUUUCAUUUCUUCCCAUUUUUCUCUCCUUUCUUUUCUCCGGCAACUUUCGCCGGCACAUCGUCGGAAAACUUGCCGGAUAAUUUUAUCUUCCAAGCUCACUUCCCUUCACCAAAUUCCCACAAUUGACUUCCAGAAUUCACCAUUUUCUCACAAUUGCUAUUUCAACAUUUUCAAGUAAAAAAGCUCACAAAAAAAACCCUUUUCUAGUUUCUUCUUUCUUCUAUUCACUUCACCAAUGCCAUUGAAAAGCCACUAAUUUUAGACCCAUUUGAGUGAAUUUCAAUAAAGUUUAUUACUUUCCUUCUGGGUCUUCUUCAUUUUCCAAUCUCAUGUAUGUGCACUUUGAAUGUAAUUGUUGUUGUUUUUGUUAUUGUUAUAUGAAGAUUGAAGAAGAGUGAAGCUCACGUUUGUAAUUGGAAUAUGAGAAAAAAUUGAAGUAAAAAAAAAUUAAAUGAUGUUGUUGAGGUUAGCAAAAGUAUCUAAUGGAAAAAGUAAUCAUUGUGAUAGUGAGGAAAUGGAAAUGGGGUUUAAUGUUUUGAGUGGUGGUGGUGAAGUUGUGAAGUCAAAGAGAUUUAUUGUUAGGCCUAAGAUCAAAUUGUGGACGGCUCGUGCUAUUACAACUGUGAUUCUUUGGACUAUUGUUGUUCAGUUGAUGGCAAUUGGUGAGUUUUGGGGUCCAAAGUUGUUGAAGGGUAUGCCUUAUUGUUUCAGCCACUCAGAUGCAUCAUCUAUGGCUGUAGCAAAGUACAGUGCUCCAGCUAAGGUUUUGCUUCCACCAAAAAGGAUUUACAAGAACAAUGGUUAUCUUAUGGUUUCCUGCAAUGGAGGACUCAACCAAAUGAGAGCAGCAAUAUGCGACAUGGUUGCUAUUGCAAGACAUUUAAAUGUCACUCUCAUAGUUCCAGAGCUGGAUAAAGCGUCUUUCUGGGCUGAUCCAAGCGACUUCCAAGACAUAUUUGAUGUAGAUAAUUUCAUUGCAUCCUUAAGAGAUGAGGUUAGAAUAUUAAAGCAACUACCACCUAGGCUCAAGAGAAGAGUUGAAUUAGGAUUGUCCUACUCGUUGCCCCCGAUUAGCUGGUCGGAUAUUUCAUACUACGAAAAACAGAUACUUCCUCUAUUAUGGAAACACAAAGUCGUGCACCUGAAUCGGACUGACACUCGACUUGCAAACAAUGGAUUACCGCUCGAAAUUCAAAAGUUGAGAUGUCGAGUAAAUUUUAAUGCUUUGAGGUUUACUUCUCAAAUCGAACAACUUGGUAGAAAGAUAGUUAGAAUUUUGAGGGAAAGAGGACCUUUCCUUGUUCUUCAUCUUAGAUAUGAGAUGGACAUGUUGGCUUUCUCCGGCUGCACUCAUGGAUGUGACAGUAGUGAGGUGGAUGAACUCACAAGAAUGAGAUAUGCAUAUCCGUGGUGGAAGGAAAAAGUCAUAAAUUCUGAGCUUAAGAGGAGAGACGGUUUAUGCCCGCUGACACCUGAGGAAACCGCUCUAAUAUUGACAGCACUAGACAUAGAUCGAAGUAUUCAAAUUUAUAUAGCUGCUGGAGAAAUAUUUGGCGGAGAGAAAAGAAUGGCACCUUUACGAGCAACUUAUCCUAACCUGGUAAGGAAGGAAACUCUGUUGGAACCUUCAGACUUGAGGUAUUUCCAAAACCACUCAUCACAAAUGGCUGCAUUGGAUUAUCUUGUGUCUCUAGAGAGUGAUAUAUUUGUUCCAACAUAUGAUGGGAACAUGGCUAAAGUUGUUGAAGGUCAUAGAAGAUUCCUAGGUUACAAAAGAACCAUACUGUUGGACAGAAAGCAGCUGGUACCACUCAUAGAUCUAUAUACCAAUAAUUCAUUAAGUUGGGGUGAUUUUUCCAUUAAGGUGAAGAAAGUUCAUGCGAAGAGAAUGGGAAACCCUAAAACAAGAAUUGUCAUUCCAUACAAACCAAAAGAAGAAGACUAUUUUUAUGCCAACCCUCAUGAAUGCUUGCCACUACAAGAUGAACCAUUGAGAAGCACAUGAUCUUAACUAAAGUCAUGAUGGUAUAUUAAUUCAAGUGAAGGCCCUGAUUUGUACAUGAAAUAGGUUCUGGCAGAGGAGUCGUGUGGCUCCAUUACAGGCUAUUCUUCGUUAAAAUCAUGAUGGUUUAAAUAUAUUUUUAGUUCUUCAAUCGAAUUAUGCUUUCUUCUUAGUCUCUGCAAAAUAUGUUUUUGUUUGUGAUAUUUGGAAAAUAGAAACUUUUGCUUUUCGUCCU